This is a messenger RNA of Rodentolepis nana, 1245 nucleotides long. NCBI's taxonomy places the organism in Eukaryota, Metazoa, Platyhelminthes, Cestoda, Cyclophyllidea, Hymenolepididae. The record is from the annotation of a GenBank genome assembly.
AUGUUGUCUUUUCCAACUGGUUCUCUCCAUGCGUAUUUGCUUCUACUUCGAGAGUUGAAGCUAUUUAACGCUCCCUUCCACGAAUCAUUGUCCUACUUGAAGCAUACCAACCCACACUUAUACUACCGUUUCCUUUCUUACUUUCAGAAUACGACAAGUCUUUCCGACUUAAGAAUGCCCCUUGAGAAGCCUUUUUCCGUCUCCGUCCACGUACCCAGAGACAUUCCAAAUCUUGCUUGGUCUUUUCCAAAGAGAACACCUUCACACCUCUAUGUUGAAAUGGAACUUUUGGAGAGAAAAUUGGGUGAGGCGGUGUGGGGUAUACGACGUCUGAUUGGUGAAGAUGAGUCAGUGUUUACGUCUUUUGAUGCUCCCAAUUUGGAGCUGCAUUUUGUUGGAUCGAUUGUUGCAGUGGAGAACCAUGUCCUUCCUCAAAGUCCUGAAUUGGGGUUGGAACAGGAGAUUCUUGACAGAUACAUUAUUCGUCAGUUGGCUCAACUUAUUGACAAAUUAAGUUGUAUAUAUCUCAAUUGUGACUUCCUUAUAGAAGAUGGAGAGGAGAAAGAUGUGGAUUCAAAGGGAGAAAGCAUUGAGAAGAUGAAGGAAGGUGAGACAAGGCCGACGACAAUUGCCAUGCUCUUCGAACCUCCUCCACCACCAAUCAAGUCCGACAGUCUGCCCACCAUUUCUGUGACCCUAAUGAGAUCAAGGAGGAUAUGUGAUCUUCCUUGGUAUGACAGGGAAGUAAUGGGUUCCGAAGCUCAAUACGUUCUCUAUGAUGAUGAAGAAGCCACAAGUGGGACGAUCUGCGAAAGAAGAGGUGGAGUUGAUGUUGAAGAGGAUGAGGAUGAGGAGGAGGAGGAAGAGGGGUCAAGACGCAGAGACCUCCGAGGAACAUUCGAAAUCAAGAGGCUGAGUGAUGAAAAGCUGGAAUAUGGAAUGGAGCCUGAGAAGACGUGUUUGAGAGAAUCCACACUGCCUCACUUCAUUCUCAAUUGUUCGUGUGAGUCAGAAGAAGAAGACGAAGAAGAAGAGAAAGAAGAGGAGGAGGAGCUCACCACCAAUUCUCCACACCCUUCUAUUCUCGAUACUGAAGGUAUGAGCUCUCGACUUGUGACUAAUUCGUUGAGAAUUUUUUCUGCAUCCACCACUUCACCGUCAACCACACGUCGUCAAUGGUUCAAGGGUUUGCGGAGUCGUCUUCGGCGUGUUUUCCUGUGUUGCAAUGCAAUCGAAGAGGACUAG